GCAUGGAGGGUACGCGAUGCGAGGAUGAUUUUGUUUUUUCUUUUUGUCGGAGUCGUGGGAUAUAUAAGGCGUCUCCUGGCCUUGCCUGGCAACACUCGAGUCUCGCAGCCUCUCAGGAUGAGGGCUUUUCUGAUUGCGGCCCUUUUGGCCACGGCCCAGUGCUACGGCCCGCCAAACCAGCAGCACCAAGCUCCCGCAGCAGGCGCUCCCUCGGCCCCCUCUGUAGGCCUGACUGAAUUUUGCGGCACGAACUGCAUCCCAAAGCAGCCCGCACCCCAGCCCCAGCCGGUCGUGGCUCCGCAAGCACCCGCGCACCAGGCCUACCCCGUGCCCCAACAACCCCAACCCGUGCCACAGCAACCCCAGCCUGUUCCUCAGCAGCCGCCUAAUUACUCGAACAAUCCUUUCCUGAACGGUGCCGUCGACCUGAACAAGCCAAACACUGCGGCCUCAAUCCAACAGCAGACCUAUCAGCCGCAGCAAAUUCAGUCACAGCAGCCAUCCUACAACCAGCCGCAACAACCUUCCUACAAUCAGCCGCAGCAGCCGUCUCAAAUCGUGCAGCAGCCACAGCAGCCCAACUACGCAAACAACCCGUUCUUCUCGGGCCAAGUAUCCUCCACUGGACCCGUUCCUGCGGCGAACCGUGGCCGUCCGUGUACGAUCGGAUCGCUGUGCGUGGCCAAGCAAAAGUGCUAUGCGGGCGUUCUUCACCAGGAGGACGUUUUGCAGGCCAAAUCGCAGAACGAACCGUGCGAACAGUCGCGAAACGAGGUCUGCUGUCGAGUUCCAGACUUGGUGCAACAGGGAGCCGGCCCCUCGCCUUCUCUGACAGUGCAGCGCCCGGCGACGGUUGGCGCCGCCCGCUUCCCUCAGACUACCAACAAACCCUACACCGGACCUCUGAACACCACUCCUCACAUCGGAUGCGCCGCUGCCCUCAAAUGCGUUUCGCUCGAGUACUGCACUGCAGCCGGCGUGGUCUCCGACGUUCCCGUUGCCGUUAGCAGGGAUGAUGAUACUCGAGUUCCUUUGAGCGAGUGCGUCGACCCUGACUCCGGCAACUAUGGCUUCUGUUGUCGUGACCCCAACUACAAGGACCCGUGGCCCGAAACCCAGGAAAUCUGCAACCCUGGCACUUCCUGCGAAGCUAUGUGGCGCUGCCCUGGAGAAAGAAUGGCUCUACCUAAGAAGGGUUGUCGAGUCAACCAAGACGGCUCCACCGGCAUCUGCUGUCUCCCUCCCAAGGGCUCCCAGCAACAGCAGUUUUCCCAGCCUCCUGCCCAGCAGCAACAGCAGUUCAACCAGUUCCAGCAGCAGCAGCAGCAGCAGGUCUCUUCCAACGUGAUCGACAACAGGCCCGCCUACGCCACGUCCGUCAUCUCACAGCAACCGCAGCCGGUCGUCGCUCAAAACCCGCCCCUAAAGCCUUUCAAUCCUCCUCCCCAGCAGUACAAACCCGUCGCCAAGCCUUUCAACCCUCCUCCCCCACCAGCCCAGGCCUUCCAGCCAACCCCUCAGCCCAGCAUCCCCCAACCCUCGUACCCCGUCGACCCACCCCCUCAGCCUUUCGUGCCUGAACCCCAGCCGAGCUACAACAACCCUGGCCCUGAGCCGGUCGUGAUCGAGACCAGACCGACCCAGACGCAGUUCUUCCAGCAGCAGUCGCCCGCCAGCAACCAGUUCCCCAUCCAGCAGAUCAAGGUUCCCGCGCAAUCGCAGACCUACCAGACCACCCAACGUCCCUUCAACGUCGCCUCCGCCCCUGUUCCCGUCCCCGUCAGCGGCUGCGGAGUCCGUUCCGUCGCCCCGGGAGCCCCUCAGGAUGGUGAGAGCGCACCCGGAGAGUUUCCUUGGCAAGCACUCGUUUCCUCCGUUGACGGUACUCGCCUUUGUGCCGGCGCGGUCGUCAGCGAGACUGCCGUCGUAGUUUCGGCCACCUGCGUCCAAAAACACAAACCCCAACAGCUGCAGGUGGAGGUGGGUUCGUGGUCACCCUACUCGACGGCUGAGGAACGACAGGUGUUGGCCGUGAUGGUGUCAGUGCCCCAUCCGCGCUACGACGCCAACACGCAGGCCAACGACCUGGCCGUGCUGGUGCUGCAGCGAUCGCUUCGCUUUGGCCGCUUCGUGGGCGCUGUGUGCCUGCCGCACUCGUCCGAGCUUACCACUGAGGGCUUGUUGCAGAGCCCCGGAGGUGCGUGCAUCAUCUCCAGCUGGCCCAAGCCGGCCGACGGCAGCAGCAAGCUGCACCGCGUGGCCGUGCAGCCGGUCGAGCCGGCCAAGUGCGAGGAGAGUCUGCGUAGCACCUACCUGGGCAAAUACUUCCAGCUGCACAGCAGCUUCAUGUGCGCGGCGCCGCUCAACCCCAGCCAGAGCAUGUGCCCAGUGAAUCUGGGCGGCGCCCUGGUGUGCCCUCGCGCCGACGGCCGCUACCUGCUCGUCGGCGCCAGCAGCUGGGACGUUGGCUGCGCGCAGCCCCAGCCCGCCGUCAUGUGCGCCCUCGACGUUGAGUGGGUCAACCAGGUGCUGGCCACCCCGGCCGCCGACCUCCAGCAGCAGCAGCAGCGUGUCGAUGAGUUCGUCGUCGAGCCCGACGUCGCCCAGCAGAAGCCCGGCUUCAGCCAGGGAUACGGCCGCUGAUAAUCGAAAUUCCAGCCAGCGAAACGAAAAGACUUUGGAACGGGCGAUGAAAAUGUUUUUUUCCGGGACUUUUAAACAGUAGUUUACUUGUGAUGCAUUUGAAGGGUUUGUUAUUUUGUCUGUGCCCUCUCACUGCUGCGCUGCAUAUUUAAAAUUUGAGUCGGUAGCGAGAAGGUGCAGAUGUGAUCAAAGCGUACAUAGUUGUUUCAUGUAGCCAAUAAUUAAUUUAUAAAAUAAAUAAAAAUGUGAGAAAAUCUCCAAACCUAGA
Cloeon dipterum is the source of this 2911-nucleotide messenger RNA. RefSeq names its product DNA translocase FtsK-like. Lineage: Eukaryota; Metazoa; Arthropoda; Insecta; Ephemeroptera; Baetidae. The record is from RefSeq and is a predicted model, not a curated record. Gene Ontology annotation, biological process: proteolysis. The coding region runs from base 25 to 2643 and encodes 872 amino acids. Gene Ontology annotation, molecular function: serine-type endopeptidase activity. The transcript is spliced from 5 exons.